AUGACCCUCAUCAGUCACCACUACUUAUCGAGGACAUACGCUUCUAUUUCAGUGUCAUUGUCUGGUGUUGCUGGCCAAAUUAUGCAGCUCAAGGCGGAAAACUCGAAUCAGCGGUUUCUUUCUAUUGUGGCUUCAAACCUGAAUUCCAGAGUGUGUUGCCUGAUUGUUGCUCUGACUUUGAAGGAGACAAAAGAGAAGGAACUCCUUCUUCUUCUUAUUCGCUUUCUUCCACACUGCUACAUGCCUCAGUCUGAGAUAUGGUCAAAUGGUGACCUAUUAUCGACGGCAAUAGAAAGUGGAUGCAAACUCAAUGUAAGCGCUCUGCGUGAGGCCGGUUGUCCUGUUCUUGAACAGCAUCUACAUCUCUUAAUGGAAUGCUUUGCUCUAUCGCUGUUCCAAGAUCUCCUAGUGGAACCGGAGUAUGCCACUUUACUUGUCAGCGAAAAGUUUAUCCUGAACUUGAUUGAGCAUCGGUCAUGGAGCUACUUGCUGAGGUUGGCUUUUUCUACAUUUCUGUCCUUAUGUGCAUAUAAGCAAGCAUCACUAGAUAGAAAGGUCGCCGAAAUAAAAGUUGAGGAG
Molecule: messenger RNA, 579 nt
Organism: Ostertagia ostertagi
Lineage: Eukaryota; Metazoa; Nematoda; Chromadorea; Rhabditida; Trichostrongylidae
Source: the annotation of a GenBank genome assembly